AUGUCAUCAACUUCAGGAAAAGUCUACUUCAUCACAGGUGCCAAUCGUGGUAUUGGGUUCCAACUAGCUAAGCAACUAGCAGAAACACCAUCAAACACCGUCAUUGGUACUGCUCGUGAUCCUUCAAAGGCAACCGAAUUUAAAUCAUUAGCUUCAGCAAAUCCUAAAGUCCAUAUCGUGAAAUUAGAUGUCACUUCUGAGGAAUCAAUCGCUGAAUUGGAUUCACAAUUGGCCAAAGUUGCUCCAGAAGGUAUUGAUACAUUCAUUGCCAAUGCUGCAAUUUCAGAUUCUUAUCAACCUGUUUUAGAGACACCAAAAUCUAACUGGUAUGCCCAUUAUACCACAAAUGUUGUUGGACCAAUUGAAAUUACCAAAGUUCUUUAUCCAUAUUUGUUGAAAAGGGAAACAAGACAAUUAAUCUAUACAUCAAGUCUUGUUGGUUCAUUAUCAGGUUUCUUCCCAUUAUCCACAGCUGCUUAUGGUCAAUCAAAAGCAGCAUUAGACCAUACUGUCUUGUCACUAAGUUUUGAAUUGAAAGAUGAAGGAUUCACAGUUAUUGCUGUUCAUCCAGGUGGUGUUCAAACUGAUAUGGGUAAUUAUGGUUUACCAAAAUUAGUUAAAAACCAUCCAGAAGCUGGUAAAUUGUUGAUGGAGGGUUCUAUUAGUGCUGAACAAAGUGCUAGUGAUCAAAUCCAUAAAGUCUAUGAGAAAUUGACUAAGGAGUCUAAUGGUAAGUUUUUCAACUAUGAUGGUUCUGUAUUACCAUGGUGA
Molecule: messenger RNA, 771 nt
Organism: Hansenula anomala
Lineage: Eukaryota; Fungi; Ascomycota; Saccharomycetes; Phaffomycetales; Wickerhamomycetaceae
Product: SDR family oxidoreductase
Exons: 1
Coding region: 1-771 (256 amino acids)
Molecular function (GO): oxidoreductase activity, acting on the CH-OH group of donors, NAD or NADP as acceptor
Source: RefSeq, a predicted model, not a curated record